Molecule: messenger RNA, 2316 nt
Organism: Fomitopsis serialis
Lineage: Eukaryota; Fungi; Basidiomycota; Agaricomycetes; Polyporales; Fomitopsidaceae
Product: alpha/beta-hydrolase
Exons: 6
Coding region: 1-2316 (771 amino acids)
Biological process (GO): lipid metabolic process
Source: RefSeq, a predicted model, not a curated record
AUGUCUUCAAAAUGGGAUAAAUGGAGCCGUAUGGGGCUUGACGUCGCGUCGACGACGACAAUGUUGGGCUUCUCCGCCGCCAAAGCGGGUACAAAGCUCGGCUUCUCUAUCACACGGGGCGUCGCGUCAACUGCUGUAGGCUUGACUGGGACCGUGGUCGACCGUGCUCUCUUCGGCGGCAGCAUUGGGGCCGGUGAAAUAUUAGGCGGUGCGGUCUCUACAGCAAUAUCUGCAAUCGAGUCGCUUGCUCUCGCACCGAUCCUUUUUGGAGAAUCUCUUACUUCUACCUCUCUGAUCGCUGCGCAUUCUACACUGUCUUCGCUCACGACUAUAUUCCCUGGCAGUGACGAGGCUAGUUUUUCGCUGGCUAGUUUUGUCCAGCUAGUUCGGAGGGAAUGGUCUGAGCCUGCGGAUAGAGAUGGACUACCGGAGGAGCGAUACGGAGUGGUCAAGAUAGCGAAGGCUCUCAUGGGCUGGGCGACAUUGCAAGGCGUCACCAGCGAGUAUCAGGAACGGCGAUGGUUCCAGGUGUUGCGGGAGAUUCCCGUUCAUGACGAAGUGCAAACGCGACGGAACUCUGUAGACACUCCUGAGCGCCCCAGAGAACGCAAGAUAUCUGAAGUUCGCGUAAUGUCCGACGUGGUCUAUCCAAGUCACGGUGGCCAAAUCGUGACAGCAGAUAUUGGGGAAGCACCCACGUCUACUCCAAGCAACUCGCCGCUCGCAGGCUCGAGGACGUAUUCCGCGGACCUUUCUAAUACACACCAAAUGAAAGCGACCAAGCAAACUCUUCGACGUUUGUCGAAACUCGUUCUAGGCGGCUACGGUGGACCAAGCCUCCUCUUCUUCGGUGUAUCCCCUUGGCCUGAGUCCGGGCUAGGAUCUGGCGUCACCGAGAAGAAGCAGGAAGAGCUCAAACUCGAACAUGCAGUGAACGCAUCGGAGGAGGAAGUCAAGGACAGACAUCACAAGGUGACCGUUGAUGAAACACAGUCAGUCCCCGGCAAACCGUCAUACUCGUGGUGGAGCGUCCUCCUAGGACGACAUGAUCAUGAAAUUUUCAUGAAUUACGCCAAAUCACACCCGCAUACCCCGGAUGACUCUUCGCAGGGAGCUUCGGCCAGUGGUGGGUCCGAGUCUCUGCCCUCCGUGCGACCACCGACUGCCUUUGUUGGGUCCGAGAACAUGAUGCCUCGCUUCUGGGUGCUGACCGACCACGUCCGCCGUGAAGUCGUGCUUGUCAUCCGCGGAACGAUGAGCCUGAACGAAGUCGCAGUCGAUCUAACCUGCGAACCAACACCGUUCGAGCUCCACUCCUUUCCUCCCUCGCCAACGCGAGCCAAGCGCACAGGCAAAGGGCGAAUGGCGGAUCUGGCAGAGGAAGAUGCGGACGUCUGGAGCGAGUUUGACGAGGAAUUGGAGAGCAUCCCUGGGUCGUUUCCGAUCGACAUCUCAACGCCUCCGCCAAAGACGAAACCCCGACAGGAAUUUCCUAGCUCAUCCUUGGGAGACGAGACGCACAAACCCCGUGAACGGAAAGACUCUGAAACCACCACUUAUCUUGUGCAUGGCGGCAUACUCAAGAUGGCGAGGGCGAUGGGCGCUCCCGGGAAGCCUGUGCAUGUUGCAGUUCGGGAUGCGCUCAAACGGAAUCGUGGCUACUCGCUUGUCCUAUGCGGUCACAGUCUCGGGGCAGGCGUCGCAGCCCUUCUUGCACUAAUGUGGGCAAACCCAUACACCCGUCUCACACAUCAAUACUCCGGACUCCCCCGGCGGCGUAUGGUAUCGGCGUACUGCCUAGCCCCUCCUUGCUUGACUACUCCUGCUCUCGGAAAGAUAGCGGCCGACUCUGGGCUGAUCGUGUCUUUCGUUUACUCGACCGACAUCAUUUCUCGCCUUUCGCUCGGGAGUGUGCGAGACCUCACACGGUGUGCAGCCUGGCUGUGCAAAGCAGAGGAUGAACAUGGCGAAGGCUACUCGAAGGUCACGAAGCGCGCGCUGAGGUGGAAAGCCGGGUACGGGAAGGAGGGAUACGAGGAGUGGUUCCUCGCUAUGCGCAAGACGCUGGAAGCCAACAUGCACAUGACGCAGUUGUUCCCUCCGGGGCGCGUCCUCUGGGCGAUGCGCGACGGCGACCUACAUCCCGCUCACCGUCUCCGCGACGCUGAAGGGCAGCCCACGAAGGGCGGGGACAAGGUGCGGCUAUUUGAGGUCCUCGACGUGCCGCGGGCCUUCGACCAGGUCGUCUUCGCGGGAGACAUGCUCAGCUCGCAUAUGCCGCACCAAUAUGAUCGAGCGCUGCAUGAGUUGCUUUGA